Messenger RNA from Guyanagaster necrorhizus, 532 nucleotides. RefSeq lists its product as uncharacterized. Lineage: Eukaryota; Fungi; Basidiomycota; Agaricomycetes; Agaricales; Physalacriaceae. The coding region runs from base 118 to 426 and encodes 102 amino acids. The transcript has 2 exons. The record is from RefSeq and is a predicted model, not a curated record.
CUUGUAUUGGUGUGUACAAUUUCUUUCAUCUCUUCAGGUUGGGAAUUCUCCCGCGAAUGAACAGCAUGAUACCGCGGAGUAAGGAGGCGCAUUUCUCGAUGUCUUCGCCACUUUUUCAUGAGAAAGACUGACCCAAUGCUUAAUCCUAGUGUUGCUACAAUUCCUACGAUGACCCAGAUGACGAUACCGAUCGUAUGGCUUCGUGCCGUCGACUCAAGAUCCUUCGCAUUACUCGUGGGGCGAGGUGAAUCUGCAGACGUCGUCAUGGGAGUAGGCGUUGCGAUUAUCGAACUCGUAGUGGUAGUCACGGGAGGCACAUUGAGAGUAUUUGAUGUAGUGGACUCUGGCACAAAUGAAGAGUCAGGAAGUUCUUGGCUAGACUUUGAGCGGCAGAAACAUCGAAUGCGUCGAGGUCCUGAACAAUAAGAUCGGCUGUUAAGACCAAACCACGAAAAGAUGCUACGCAACUACAUAGUUGGCAUACGCCCAAACUGGAACUGUUGUCUCGAUCGGUAUAUUCUUAGGAAAACUA